UGGGCGGGCUUGUUGAGCUCCCCGGCCAUUGGCGAAGCGGGCGGAGCGCAGCCUCCCUGGAGCGAGGAACCGUCCCCGCUGACAGAACCCCCUUUUCAGGCCGCGCCACCCGGGAGGCGGAUCCCCGGUUCCGGAGAAAGAUUCCUCCGCCCUCCUUCCCUCCCUCCUUCUCCCGCGGGCCACCCGAGCGGCCUGCGAGGAGGAGGAGAAGGAGGAGGUCGUCGGGAGUCGCGGCGGCGGCGGGCGGAGACCGCGCUCCCCCUUCCCCGGCGGCGGCGGCGGCGGCGGCGGGGGGCAGGACAAUGGAGGUGGCUGUGGAGAAGGCGGCGACGGCGCCCGCGGCGGCUUCGGCGGCAGCCGCCGGGGGACCCUCGGCAGCGCCGAGCGGAGAGAACGAGGCCGAGAGUCGGCAGGGCCCGGACUCGGAGCGCGGAGGCGAGGCGGCCCGGCUCAACCUGUUGGACACUUGCGCCGUGUGCCACCAGAACAUCCAGAGCCGCGCGCCCAAGCUGCUGCCCUGCCUGCACUCCUUCUGCCAGCGCUGCCUGCCCGCGCCGCAGCGCUUCCUCAUGCUGCCGGCGCCCGUGCUGGGCUCGGCCGAGACCUCGCCGCUGCUCCCCGGCCCCGGCUCGCCGGUCGGCGGCUCCUCGCCGUUCGCCACCCAAGUUGGAGUCAUUCGAUGUCCAGUUUGUAGCCAAGAAUGUGCAGAGCGACACAUCAUAGAUAAUUUUUUUGUGAAGGAUACUACUGAGGUUCCCAGUAGUACAGUAGAAAAAUCUAAUCAGGUGUGUACAAGCUGUGAGGACAAUGCAGAAGCUAAUGGGUUUUGUGUAGAGUGUGUUGAAUGGCUCUGUAAGACAUGCAUCAGAGCUCAUCAAAGGGUGAAGUUCACAAAAGACCAUACUGUGAGGCAGAAAGAGGAAGUAUCUCCAGCAGUUGGUGUGACCAGUCAGCGACCAGUAUUUUGUCCCUUUCAUAAGAAGGAGCAGCUAAAGCUUUAUUGUGAAACAUGCGACAAACUGACAUGUCGGGAUUGCCAGUUAUUAGAACAUAAAGAGCAUAGAUAUCAAUUUAUAGAAGAAGCUUUUCAGAAUCAGAAAGUGAUUAUAGAUACACUAAUCACCAAAUUGAUGGAAAAAACAAAGUACAUCAAAUUCACAGGAAAUCAGAUCCAGAACAGGAUAAUUGAAGUAAAUCAAAAUCAAAAGCAAGUGGAACAAGAUAUUAAAGUUGCUAUUUUUACAUUGAUGGUAGAAAUAAAUAAAAAAGGAAAAGCUCUACUGCAUCAGCUUGAGAGCCUGGCGAAGGACCAUCGCAUAAAACUUAUGCAACAACAACAGGAAGUGGCUGGACUUUCUAAACAGUUGGAACAUGUCAUGCAUUUUUCUAAAUGGGCAGUUUCCAGUGGCAGCAGUACAGCACUACUUUAUAGCAAGCGACUGAUUACAUACCGGUUACGGCAUCUCCUUCGAGCAAGGUGUGAUGCUUCCCCAGUGACCAACAAUAUCAUCCAAUUUCACUGUGAUCCUGGUUUCUGGGCUCAAAAUAUUAUCAAUUUAGGUUCUUUAGUAAUUGAAGAUAAAGAGAGUCAACCACAAAUGCCUAAGCAGAAUCCUGUCAUGGAACAGAAUUCACAGCCACAAGGUGGUUUAUCUUCAAACCAGUUAUCCAAGUUUCCAACACAGAUCAGCCUAGCUCAGUUACGACUCCAGCAUAUGCAGCAACAGGUAAUGGCUCAGAGGCAACAGGUGCAACGGAGGCCAGCACCUAUGGGUUUACCAAGCCCUAGAAUGCAGGGGUCCAUCCAGCAACCUUCCAUCUCUCAUCAGCAACCCCCUCCGCGUUUGAUAAAUUUUCAGAAUCACAGCCCCAAACCCAGUGGACCAGUUCUCCCUCCUCAUUCUCAACAGCUGAGAUAUCCACCAACCCAGAAUAUGCCACGGCAAGCAAUAAAGCCCAAUCCCUUACAGAUGGCUUUCUUGGCUCAACAAGCGAUAAAGCAGUGGCAGAUUUGCAGUGGACAGGCCCCCCCAUCAACUGCCAAUAGCACAUCCUCUACUCCUUCUAGUCCCACCAUUACUAGUGCAGCAGGAUAUGAUGGAAAGGCUUUUAGUUCACCUAUGAUUGAUUUGAGCUCACCAGUGGGAGGUUCCUAUAAUCUUCCUUCUCUGCCAGAUAUUGACUGUUCAAGUACUAUUAUGCUGGACAAUAUUGUGAGGAAGGAUACUAGUAUAGAUCAUGGCCAGCCAAGACCACCCUCAAACAGGACUGUCCAGUCACCAAAUUCAUCAGUGCCAUCUCCAGGUCUUGCAGGACCUGUUACUAUGACUAGUGUACACCCGCCAAUACGUUCACCUAGUGCCUCGAGCGUUGGGAGUCGAGGAAGCUCUGGCUCUUCUAGCAAACCAGCAGGAGCUGACUCUACACACAAAGUCCCAGUGGUCAUGUUGGAGCCAAUCCGAAUAAAACAAGAAAAUGGUGGACCACCGGAAAAUUAUGAUUUUCCCGUUGUGAUAGUGAAACAAGAAUCAGAUGAAGAAACUAGGCCUCAAAAUACUAACUAUCCAAGAAGCAUACUGACCUCCCUGCUCUUAAAUAGUAGUCAGACCUCUUCUUCUGAGGAGUCUGUGCUCAGGUCAGAUGCCCCUGAUAGCACAGGAGAUCAACCUGGACUUCACCAGGAAAAUUCCUCAAAUGGAAAAUCUGCGUGGCUGGAUGCCUCCCAAAAGUCACCUCUUCAUGUUGGAGAGACAAGGAAAGAAGAUGACCCCAAUGAGGACUGGUGUGCAGUUUGUCAGAAUGGAGGGGAACUCCUGUGCUGUGAGAAGUGUCCCAAAGUAUUUCAUCUUUCUUGUCAUGUGCCCACAUUGGCAAAUUUUCCAAGUGGAGAGUGGAUUUGCACUUUCUGCCGAGACUUAUCCAAACCAGAAGUUGAAUAUGAUUGUGAUGCUCCCAGUCACAACUCAGAAAAAAAGAAAACUGAAAGUCUUGGUAAAUUAACACCAAUAGAUAGAAGGAAGUGUGAACGCCUACUUUUAUUUCUAUAUUGCCAUGAAAUGAGCCUGGCUUUUCAAGAUCCAGUUCCUCUAACUGUGCCUGAUUAUUACAAAAUAAUUAAAAAUCCAAUGGACUUGUCAACUAUCAAGAAAAGACUACAAGAAGAGUAUUACAUGUAUACAAAGCCUGAGGAUUUUGUGGCUGACUUUAGAUUAAUCUUUCAAAACUGUGCUGAAUUCAAUGAGCCUGAUUCAGAAGUAGCCAGUGCUGGUAUAAAGCUUGAAAGCUAUUUUGAAGAACUUCUAAAGAACCUUUAUCCAGAAAAACGGUUUCCUAAACUUGAAUUCAGGAAUGAAUCAGAAGAUAAUAAAUUUAGUGAUGACUCAGAUGAUGACUUUGUACAGCCCCGGAAGAAACGCCUCAAAAGUGUAGAGGAUCGCCAGUUGCUUAAAUAAACAGCAGUAUUGGCAUGUGCUGGUUUUUCGCUUUUUUUCAAAAAUUAUUUUGUAAAUAAUUUAACAUCAUUACAAAGAAGAGUUUGUGACAACGCUGACCUAUAAUUUUUUGAUGUUUACUAGAUUUUGAUUUUCUUAACCCAUUUUUUUAACCUUCUGAUUAAUAAAGUAAGUAAGAAAGGAUGGGAAGGAGAGAGAAAGAAGAAAGAAGCACCAACAACAAAAUAAGACAUUGUUCCUACUUGCUGGAUUUGAAAACUGUAAUCUGGGAUGAUAACUACUAUAGAAAGGAAAUAGAAUUUAUAUGAAUUCUAAGUUGAAAUUUUAAUGUGGUCUGGAUGUGUGCAUUAAUCCAUUUUUAGAAAAUACCACUACUAAGUAAUUGUGGCCCAACCAUGAGUUAGGUGUACUGUCCUUAAGAAUAGCUGGGCCACAGUGAAUUAACAUGGAUGGUAAUAAGAGUUCUAUCGUAGGAUGCCUACUGGUGCAACAAAGAUUAGAUUAGACACUAUUAAGAAGGCACCUAAUAGUCAUGUAAGAUGGCAAUUGUAUUAAAGAAAAAAUGGGAAAACAAGUGUUUUUUUAUUUAUUUUUUCUUGUCUGUAGAGAUGUUUGGUAUAGCAGAUUUUCAAGGCCAUUUUCGUACAUUUCUUAAUUGAACUUCUUCCACUGAGGAAGUAAGUGAACACAUUUGGUUUUACUGUAUGUCUAUGUGUAGUUUUGUUGCUUGUUUUAACUGUUCAGGUGAUCCUUAUAUAAGGACUUAUUGUUUGCAGUAUGGUUUUUAGUGGAACAUCUGAAAUAUGAAAUACAAUUGUGUGCAGUAUUUGAUGUGAGGAUUUAAAAAAAUAUACCCUGAAAGGGACUCGUUUUUGUCAUUUUCAUCUCUCUUUAUAAUUUGAAAUGAAAAUGUGCAAUUUGGGAACAGGAAAUUGGAGAGAAUUACAGUGAAAUUUUAAUUUUUUUCUGACACAUCCAUUUCCUAUUUUUAAGAGCCAGACCCUCAGAUUGAUUCUUUGAUCUCACUUAAUUCUGAAUUUCCUUUGUAUCCUUCCAAUGGAGAUACAAAAGAUACCUUCUGAGGGCAAGCGUAUUCCUUAAUGGGCCAGACCUAGCUAAUUUAACUAAUAUUCAUUUAUUCUUUAUUGGUCAGUGAAGGAAACUAGAGUAAGAUAGUGCCCCUUGCUAAUUUAACAUUUGACAGAAUAUUUACACAUGAAUUAUUUUUAGUUUGCCAAAGUAAACCUUUAUUUAUAAAACACUAAUUGCCGGAGGACAUUAUUCUCUUUAGGCUGAUGGAAUAAAAAUAUGGCUGGCUUGAAAGAAUGUUACUUUUUGGAAGGUAUCAUCUUCCAUGAAUUAAACCUAGAGGACUUGAUUUUAUCAUUGUAGCAUUGCUUCUUAAAAUGGACAAUUUGAAAAUAUUCUGUGGCUAAUUGAUUGGGUUUUCGGACAUUGAUAAAGAUAAAAUAUGAGAAAAUAACUUACUAGCAAUAGUGUCUCACUUUCUAUGUAGAUUUAAGCCUUGUCCAUAGCGUAAAUUAUGAAUUAAUGGUUAAAAAGUCUUAAUCAUCUUUUCAAAUUUGUGUUUAAGUUUAUUAUGGUGGUGGUGAUAAUAUUGUUUUGAAUAUGCAUUUGACAUUUAUUCUCCAAAGACUGAACAAAUUUUUAUCGCACAUAUACCAUUUAAUUGUUUUAUUUUGCACCAGCAUUUAUUGACACCAGCUGUUGAGCUUUUAGUAGUAAGUUUAAUGUUGGUAUCUUUGAAUACUGUUCUUCUGACAGUUUGUUAUUCCAUAUUUGUCUCCAGAGUUGAAACAGGACAAUAGAGAUAAAUUUUUUUUUAAAUAUAUUUUUAUUGAUUUUUUACAGAGAGGAAGGGAGAGAGAUAGAGAGCUAGAAACAUCGAUGAGAGAGAAACAUCGAUCAGCUGCCUCCUGCACAUCUACUGGGGAUGUGCCCGCAACCCAGGUACAUGCCCUUGACCGGAAUCGAACCUGGGACCUUUCAGUCCACAGGCCGACGCUCUAUCCACUGAGCCAAACCGGUUUCGGCAAUAGAGAUAAAUUUUUGAGAAGGAUCACAAAGGGAAUUAGCACUAAACAGAAAAUAUAUAUAAAAUAUUUUCUAAAGGCAUCUGAGCCAGAAUUUCUAACAUACUCAAAACUUAUAUUCAGUGCGAUAUUAAUCUUUUAAAACAGUAUUUAAAGUAAGUGUUCUUCUCUCCAAAUAUUCCUCAGUGACAGUCUUAAUGAUUAAAGUCCUGUGACCUUAUUAACAGGCAUCUAUAUACUCAGGUGGAUCCCAGCUAAUUAGUCCUUAAAUUCUAAUAGACAGCUGUAAGAUAUCCUAACUAUAUACACCCCCUGCUCAUUUAUUGAGCAUCCUCCCAAAAGUUUAGUGCAAUUCAAGCAACCUUGGUCUAACAGGAAAACACUGCAGUGUUUAUCUCUGAUCCAAAAACUCCAGAGAUAUCCUUCUGGAGUUGGAAACAAGAGCCCAGUAUCAUAGCUGAAAGACCCUCAAUACAUGAUUACUCCAUUAUGGGGGCUUAUGAACAAGUAAAGCAUAUGGGAGCGAGGAAUUACUCAAUUCCAACUCAUCAAAAGCUUUCCCAGAUGCCAAUCAUUUGAUCUUUCCAGCAAUAAGGGAACCCAAGUGCACAGUCAGUGACUUAUAUGGCCAUGGCAAAAAGUAUAAAUGGACUGAGAUAUACCAUAUUAAAUUCAAAAUGUAUGUGCACAUCAGCAUCUGGCAAUGCAAUCAUUUUGUCCUUUGAAUUAACAGGACCUGCCUACCUUUUUUGAAUGGAGGGGUAGGAAAUUGGAAAAUGCUAAGAGGAAAUGUCCUCUUGCCUGGGUAGUUUUAACUUUCUUUACUAAACUAAAGAAGAGGCUCCCCAUUUUACUACAAUAUAAUAGUGUAGUUGUAACAUAACUUAAGAAUGCGUUCAGAAAGUUUCACUCCAAAGCCCAAAAGGUGAGUAGUAGACAGACCUUUAUUUAUGAAAUUGCAUUUUAAAGUCCUAUGAUGCCACAGUGCUUAAACUUUUGAAUUUGGGUUUCAUGGAGAGACUAGACAAUGAAAGAAGGAACUCCUCCUUUUGCUGAGCCCUGAUCUACAAAUAAUGUGAAUCCCAAAAAUAAGUUGCUUCAUGUGAUGAACAAAAAGUUUACAGGUUUAAACUAAAGAUAUACUCAUUUUCUGUUUAUCUGUACUUGUUAUGAAUGAGAGAAAUCAAGUGAUCUGAUUAGCCAUUAAAAUUACGGACAUGACCAUGAGUUUAACUAAUUUCUUAUUGAAAUAGAGUACCUCCUUUUAAAUAAUCAUGUACAUAUUUUUUUAAGUAUUUUAUAACCUCAUGUAAAUUAAUAGUUGAAGUCUUUUUACAAACACAUCACCCAUCAUUUUGGGUGUGAAUUUACUAAGUCAUAAUUCACAUGCUGGUGGCUCAUGUUUCUGAGUGAGAAUAAUGCUAGCCAAUCAGAUCACAAUUUCUAUCUCCAUGGAGGUUUUGCUUAUUGUGAAGGACAUCUGAGAAAUAGUCCUUGUUUGUUUGUUUGUUUAAUUUUAGAGAGCCAACUGGUGCAUUGAUUUUAAUAAAAAUUAGCAUUGAUUGAUU
Messenger RNA from Myotis daubentonii (Daubenton's bat), 7074 nucleotides. It is a transcript of the gene TRIM24, whose product is annotated as tripartite motif containing 24. Gene Ontology annotation, molecular function: protein binding; zinc ion binding. Lineage: Eukaryota; Metazoa; Chordata; Mammalia; Chiroptera; Vespertilionidae. The record is from RefSeq and is a predicted model, not a curated record. Gene Ontology annotation, cellular component: chromatin.